Molecule: messenger RNA, 1139 nt
Organism: Vollenhovia emeryi
Lineage: Eukaryota; Metazoa; Arthropoda; Insecta; Hymenoptera; Formicidae
Exons: 3
Coding region: 198-548 (116 amino acids)
Source: RefSeq, a predicted model, not a curated record
UUGGCGCCUCACCAAGCACGACCACGGGAGUGUGGCUGACAGUUUACCUCACGAUCUCAACUGGCACGCCGGGAGGUUUGAAAAGUGCUCCGAAUCGAAAUCGCAUUUUGUUGUACUCUCUGCCGAACUUUCUUCCUCCGGGAAACGGAAGAAAUUGGGAACGGUUUCCUCUUUUCGCAACAAAAACGUGACAAAGGAUGAAAAUGCUUGUUGGGAAUGUGAACGACAGUAUAAAUACUAUGUCGACAGAAGCAUACGAUUCAACGUCCGACGUAUCCUUCACUGUCAAGGAAGAGGACGCGAUUGUGACGUUGGUGGUCGUUGUAAUCGGCAUCAUCAUCGUCAUAUUGGCGCUGUUCUCAAUGGGUAUCUUCAUAGAUUGCAAACACCAAAAGAAAGAUUCUUCGAAGAAGAGAAGACUGAGGCUGAAAAUGCCGCCGCUCACACGAAAAGGCUGCAAAACCGACGUGAAAGCCUUAGCUCCAAAUAUGUAUCCCAACGGCGCCGACGAUACCGGACUCAAGGAUGAGAGGGAUGAUAUAGUUUGACGUUCGGAAGAAUUACGAAAGAUUCAGGAAAAUUACGACACACGUUUGAUAAAGACUGUACAAAAAAUUUGAGACCUACAAGUCUCAUGACGAUUAUAGUCAGUAUUUAAUAAUUUAUAUGAGUGGGAGAAAUGUUGAAACAUUCCUUAGUCACAAUUUUCCAAAGCAAAUUCGAAAAUUUCGAAGACCUAUUGUUCAAUCAAAGAUAUGCGAUUGAAUUACUUCGUAUAAAUGCAGUUGAUAAAUUUGGAAUUGAGUAACAGCGACUCAAAAUUAAAGCUAACCCGAACAAAAGUAUACGUAUCUCUUGUAAUCUAUAGUGCGUAUUCGGAUAAUUUAGAUAUCGCAUAGAUAUAAUAAUUUCGAAUAUUGGUAAAAAUACGGUAAUAAUUCGAGUCGAGUUGAGAUAAAGCUUAUUCGCGUGGCGGACUGCACAAACAAAAAUUAAGUCCAUAUAUUUUAAUAUUACAAAUUUAUGGCACUAUAUCCCGUACGUGAAUAUUUUAAUCGACACGAGCGGCGGUACCUACAGGAAAAAAAGAACGAAAUUUAUUUGGUCGUCUCAAAUUUAAUAUACAUAUACGUAUAUAU